This is a messenger RNA of Acanthopagrus latus (yellowfin seabream), 3708 nucleotides long. RefSeq names its product double-strand-break repair protein rad21 homolog A-like. The coding region runs from base 191 to 2125 and encodes 644 amino acids. The transcript has 14 exons. The record is from RefSeq and is a predicted model, not a curated record. NCBI's taxonomy places the organism in Eukaryota, Metazoa, Chordata, Actinopteri, Spariformes, Sparidae. Gene Ontology annotation, biological process: replication-born double-strand break repair via sister chromatid exchange; mitotic sister chromatid cohesion; synaptonemal complex assembly. Gene Ontology annotation, molecular function: protein binding; chromatin binding. Gene Ontology annotation, cellular component: cohesin complex; synaptonemal complex.
CUGAGGUCUAAACGGUCCGGGAAGGGAGAGGGGCGACGCCAUCUUGUUUGUUUUAGUCGGAGGAGGGGCUGAAAAACAGCCGCCACCAUCCGCGACACCACGGCCGACAACACGAGACCAGCGCCUCGCGGCUGUCCGGCCUGACGCCUCCCCUUCCCCCUUUCCCUUGAGGUGAGAAGGCGCUGAGACAAUGUUUUAUGCCCACUUUGUCCUCAGCAAGCGUGGGCCGCUGGCCAAAAUCUGGCUGGCGGCCCACUGGGACAAGAAGCUGACCAAAGCACACGUGUUCGAGUGCAACCUGGAGAGCAGCGUGGAGAGCAUCAUCUCACCCAAGGUGAAAAUGGCUUUACGGACAUCGGGGCAUCUGCUGCUGGGGGUGGUGAGGAUCUACCACAGGAAGGCCAAGUACCUGCUGGCUGAUUGUAACGAGGCCUUCAUCAAGAUCAAGAUGGCGUUUAGACCAGGUGUGGUGGAUCUUCCAGAGGAGAACAGAGAAGCUGCCUACAACGCCAUCACGCUGCCGGAGGAGUUCCACGAUUUUGAUCAGCCGCUACCAGACCUAGACGAUAUUGACGUUGCACAGCAGUUCAACUUGAACCAGAGCAGAGUGGAAGAGAUCACCAUGAGAGAAGAGGUGGGAAACCUCAACCUGCUGCAGGACAAUGACUUCGCUGACUUUGGUAUGGACGACCGGGAGAUGAUGCGAGAGGAGAGUGCGUUUGAAGUCGACAUCAUGGGGGCGUCAGCGUCCAACCUGCUGCUGGAAGCCGAGGGUGGAACUAACCCGAUGGCCGACAAGUCCAACCAUCUGGAGUAUGACGACCAGUACAAGGACGACUUUGGAGACAACCCCAUGGAGAGCAACGAGGGAGGCAUGCUGGUUGACAAGCUGCUGAGUAAUGAGGAUGGAGGCGGCAUCUUUGACGACCCACCUGCCAUAGCAGAGAGCGUGAUGAUGCCUCAGGACCACGGAGACGACGACGACGACUUUGACGCACUCUCUGCGGGAGCCCCAGACAGCCCGGACUCGGGCCCAACAGAGCCGCUACCAGCGAUGGCAGACCAGGCAGAGCAGACCGCGCUGGUUCACAACGAAGAAGAAACCUUUGCCCUGGAGCCUAUUGACAUCACAGUGAAGGAGACCAAGGCGAAGCGAAAGAGGAAGCUGAUCGUGGACAGCGUGAAGGAGCUGGACAGUAAAACCAUCCGCGCACAGCUGUCUGAUUACUCUGACAUCGUCACCACGCUGGACCUGGCACCUCCCACCAAGAAGCUGAUGAUGUGGAAGGAGACCGGAGGAGUCGAGAAGCUUUUCUCUCUCCCCGCUCAGCCUCUCUGGAACGCCAGGCUGCUGAAGAUGUUCACAAGGUGUCUGACUCCACUGGUACCGGACGAGCUGAGGAAGAGGAGGAAAGGUGGAGAGGCUGACAGUCUGGAUGAGUUCCUGAAGGAUCUGGAGAACCCGGAGGUGCCAAGAGAGGAAACAGCAGGGCACCAGCAGAGAGACAUCAUGGACCAGACCAUCAUGGAGGAGGCCAAUGUGCUGCAGACCUCAGCUGUAGAGGGCAGCAGGACGACGCUGGACGAGUCUGUCAUGCCCCCUCCAUCCUCCCAACGUGGCCUCAAACGCAAAUCCCAGGACACAGAACCAGCUCUUCCUAUGGGAGCUCUGGACCAGCAACAACAGCCACAACAGCCACAGGGGUCCAGCGCCUCUAACGUGUCCCAGCAGCUGGAGCCGACCAACGUGGAGCUUCCACCGGAGGAGACCACCAACAUCAGCCAGCUGAUAGAGCUGGACCUGCUCAGCGACAAGGACAAGAAGAAGGAUGACGACUCUGAUGAGGAGGAGGAGGAGGCUCAGGGAGGAGACCAGGACCAGGAGGAGAGGAGGUGGAACAAAAGAACCCAGCAGAUGCUCCAUGGCCUUCAAAGGGUGAUGGCCAAAACAGGCGCUCAGUCGGUCAGCCUGCUGGAUCUGUGCAGGAACAACAACAAGAAGCAGGCAGCUGCAAAGUUCUACAGCUUCCUGGUCCUGAAGAAGCAGCAGGCGGUGGAGCUGGUCCAGGAGGAGCCGUACAGCGACAUCAUCGCCACGCCCGGACCUCGCUUCCACAUCAUCUAGAAAAACACAACUUUGCAGUCCGAAAAAAAAAGGAAAGAAAACAACUCCACUCUGUACCGUCUGCUACACAAGUAGAUUUAACAAACUUUUGGUUGUUUGUUGACUUUGUUUUGUGUAUAAUGUGGAGUUUAUUUCUGCGAUGUCUUAAUGUCAGCCAGUAGUGGGAGGAAAGAGGUCUGAAUAACAUGGUUGGUUGGAAAAACUCCAUAGAGAGGAGGACCAGAACUCCAAACUAUGCACACUUACUAUUUAUUAUUUAUGACUAAUGUAUUUAUUAUUUAUUGGAUAUUUUAUUGUUAAGUCUCACUCUACAGCAAAGUCAGUAUUAAGUAGGUUAAAUAAGGUGAGUUUGGAGUUGAUGUCCACUCACUGUUGUAUUUAUUUUUUAAUUUUGCCAAGCACUAGUUCCUUAAUGAAACAGUUAACAGAGUCAGUUUUCAGUUACGACUCAAUCAGGCAACCACGUUAGUCUGAGACUCACCUGUCCCACUACUGCAGGAAAAAAAAGUUCUCAUGUACACAGGCUUUAGCCAAAAGGAGCAUGCACUGUAUCCAGUCUCUGCUAGAGUACGUUUAAACAGAUACUACGAUAGCGAUUUUUACAGACUCAACCAGCAGUUAAUCAUUAUACAACUGCAGUGUAGCACUUUCAGCAUUACAAACUCCAAACGUGGUGUUUUUGUGAAUGCUUUGCUUGCAUCAUCAACAGUCAGAAAAACUAUAGUUGUGUCCCAAAUCUAUAGGACAUGUCAGUUUUAAGCAUGAUAAAAGUACGCACAAAACAAAAGAGAGAGAGAAAAUGUUCACAGGUGGAACGUGUAGCUCGUAUAGGUGAUGUAAACAUCAGUGGUCAGCCAUACUUGCAUGCUCUGUCCUGAAAAUAUUUUGUAUAGGUCGCUCCAAAAAAACAGUUUUAAACCAUAUUCUAGACUCAAUUCAUCCAAACAUUUGACGUAUAGAUAAUCAUCUAACAACUGAGUGACAAACAGUGAUGUAUUGUCUUGAUAAUUAAGACUCAUUUGUUGUGCUCGGUGUCACUUCCACAGUAACUUCUGAAAGUCUGAAUCUGUUCAAUAUUGAUUUAUUGAUGUAAUAUAUAACAAGAAUGAAUUGUUUUUUUUAGAACUCAAUCAAUUUUUAAACUAAAGAAUGACUUGAUGAGAUGAUCAAGUGAAGUCUGAAUGCACAUAUUUGUUCUAAACGUUGUUUUUUGGACUCUAAACGCAUCGUACAAAAAAUAUAUUACAGGCUUAAUCAAAAUCACACAACAACAUAGUAAAAACAAGCAGACCAGCAAGUCGUCGUGACCACACUUCUUCCUCGUGCAUCUGCGAAGACGCCUGAAUGCAUCAUUUUUUAAUCGCACUUCCAUAUAAACGGUUUAUCGUGUAACGUCUGAGUGCAUCUUAGAUUAUAAACUAUGUGCCUGUAAACCUGCUUUUUUAUUUUGUAUAAAAGGUGAGACAAAUCUUCUGAAUUAAGAAAUGUUUGUUUCCGAACAGUUUUAAUCUCAUGCCUGUGACUCCUGAAUCCUGGAAACUGUUGCAGAAUUUUCCAAAAUAAAAUAAAUACUUGGAACAGUA